CACUAGCUCACCUCGACCACAUUCGAUGUCUUCUUCCAUUACCAUCCCAUCCACCCAAGUCGCUCUCCAUCUCUCGGACGAAACCCCGACUUCUCCUCGCACAUUCAACCUCUCGUCCUCCACGCCCGUGCCACGCCCUGCUCCAGGACACGUUCUUGUGCGCAACGAGGCGGCGGGGCUCAAUCCGCUCGAUGCGCACAUUCAAGAACAGGGCUACUGGCGCGUGACAGUCUACCCGGCGAUCCUCGGGUGGGAAGGCGCAGGCGUUGUCGUCGAGGUCGGCGAGAGCGUCAAGGGGUUCCAGGUUGGCGACCGUGUCGCGUACCAAGGUACCGCAGACGACACCCGCCGCUCUUUCCAGCAGUACAGCGCUCCGCUCGCGACCGCUACGCUCAAGAUUCCCAAGAACAUUUCGUUCGACGAGGGCGCGACAAUUCCGACUGCGUACCUCACAGUUAUCGUGGGUCUAUACCAGGCCGCACCACGCGGGCUAGGUCUCGUUGCGCCCUGGGCAGAGGGCGGCAAGGGCCUUGGCGCGCACAAGGGCAGGUCGAUCUUGAUCAUGGGCGGGUCGUCGCAGAUCGGGCUGGCUGCAAUCCAGCUUGCCCGCCUUGGUGGCUUUCACCCCAUUCUUACGACCGCGUCCUUGAAGCACGAGCCUCUGCUCACCUCCCUCGGCGCUACACAGAUCCUCGACCGCUCGCUCUCAACAUCCGAGCUCGUCUCCCAGAUCAAAUCUCUCACGCAAUUGACACCUCUUGCGCUCGCCUACGACUCGAUCUCCACCGCGGACACGCAGCUCGUGGCGUUCGAUGCCCUCGCGCCGAGCGGCGGCGACCUCGUGCUGGUGCUUCCUCCCCUGCUGGACGAAGCCAAGGUGAAAGCGGAAGAGGCAAGUGGGAAGAAGGUGACCUAUUUCAUGGUCGGUGGUUCAAUCGAUCUACCCGCGGACGAUCACGAUUUCGGGGAGGCGUUCUGUAAAGCUGCUGAGGGAAUGCUGGAGAGGGGUGAUAUCAAGCCCGGAAACCCCGAGAUUGUUGCUGGUGGGCUAAAUGCCGUGUGGCCUGCGCUCCAGAGGCUCAAGGCGGGGCAGGCGAGCGCGUCUAAGUUUGUGGUCAGGCCUUCGGAGACGGUAGUGGCUUGAGUGUCUACUCCUACUUUCCGCGUCGCGUACGCACCAGCCAAUGCGCUUGAACAAGAAAACAAUGAUUCCAUAUCCUCUACUAUAAAAUAUCACUCAUACCUAGUCACACACCUGAUAUCGUCGUCGUAAAACCUUGCCUGCGAACCUAUCAUUACACCCAAAUUACACCCGUGCCUUCCCCGCAUGAAUCGGCACAUCGGCCCGCCAAAGCCGAAUCGUCAUCUUAUCGACGGCACUCCGUCGCGUCGUCCAUCUCC
Messenger RNA from Coniophora puteana RWD-64-598 SS2, 1401 nucleotides. RefSeq names its product GroES-like protein. The coding region runs from base 26 to 1144 and encodes 372 amino acids. Lineage: Eukaryota; Fungi; Basidiomycota; Agaricomycetes; Boletales; Coniophoraceae. The record is from RefSeq and is a predicted model, not a curated record. Gene Ontology annotation, molecular function: oxidoreductase activity, acting on NAD(P)H. The transcript is spliced from 4 exons.